Molecule: messenger RNA, 1230 nt
Organism: Habropoda laboriosa
Lineage: Eukaryota; Metazoa; Arthropoda; Insecta; Hymenoptera; Apidae
Gene: Tektin-C
Product: tektin-1
Exons: 6
Coding region: 1-1230 (409 amino acids)
Biological process (GO): cilium assembly; cilium movement involved in cell motility
Cellular component (GO): nucleus; microtubule cytoskeleton
Source: RefSeq, a predicted model, not a curated record
AUGCAAAACAAUUACGAACCCGCGUUAGUUCCUCCGCCUCCUUUGAAAUUUACUUUACAUCAAUGGCAUCUGAAUAAUCGCCACAGGUUCCGAUGUUCUGAAGCACAGCAAGAAUUAGCAGAUCGGCUACUUAAUGAAUCUAAACGUGUUUGUGAACUGAGUACUGAAACGGUACGAGACAAUAAGUUGGAAACAGACCAUAGACUCAAAGAAAAAAUAGAAGAUAUUGAAUUUCGUAAAAAGGAAUUACUGCGCAUAAGAAAGGAAGUUCUCUUUGAAAUUGAUGCUCUACUGAUAUACAAGGAACGCAUUAUGGAUGCUCUAUCAUCCGUAAAAAAAAACGCUCUUGUUAUUUGUGAAAAAUGCCUCAUUUUCAGAGAGCACAGAUUAGGAAUCGAUUUAGUUUGCGAUGAGGUUGACACAGAAUUGUUAAAAGAAUGCGAUGUGGUCAAGGGCGCUGAAAAUUUACUAGUUCGAAUCCUGGAGCAAACUCAGGAACAAAUACGCCGAUUAAAGGCGACACUAUAUUACAUGGAUCACGAGCUCGAAGAUAAGGAGAAUAAUUUACGUAUUGAUAAGCAUAAUUUAACUCUGAAAGAAACCAGCUUAAAUUUAAGCAUUUAUCAUGGUAUCUCACGACUUGAUCCAUCAACCAUAGAAUUAAAUGAAUGGGAAAUGCAAACGAAUAACAAUAUUAUUGCUGCUUCAAAAGAGGUAAAUGGCGCCAGGCCAUUACGCUGUUAUAUCGAUACGAUUAUAAAACAAGCGGUCGAUGAUCUAAUCGGUCAGAAAAGUGCCACUGAUGGAGCUUUCAGACGCCGCAUCGAAGAAACGAAAGAAACAAAAAUGAAACUAGAAUUGCAACACUCCGAGAUAAUGCGGCAAGCAGCGGAUAUGAAACAGAAUAUUACACGCAUAGAGCAAUCAAUUGCUGAUAAGGAAUGUUACUUGGCUUUAGCGCAUACAAGACUAGGUAACCGUUGUCAAAGACCGGGUUUGGAACUUACACGAGAUCUGGUUGAAACUAAUCUCGUGAAGGAAGUACAUGAUUUACGCGAAGUUGUGUCAAAAUUGCAAGCCACUAUGUUCGAGGCGCAAGCAUCGUUGCGUUAUUUGUUGAAAACGCAAAUUCAGAUUGAAGAGGAUAUCAACGUCAAGACGAACACUUUAAAAAUUGACGAGGUCGACUGUAUGACCCUUCGUCAAAGCAUGGAUUACCAUGCGUAUUAA